GGGACGGGGAAGGGGCUUCGCAAAACCCGGGCGAAGUAGCCCAGAGGCGGGGAGGGUCGCUGCCCGCCCGCCUGCCUUCGCUUUCUCUCCGCGGAGCUGGGGGGAGGCUGCGAUGAAUGGUUUCAGCACUGAGGAAGACAGUCGGGAUGGGCCUCCCACCACCCCUUUCUACGGACAGAGUUGCUGCCUUAUCGACGACGGGGACCGCUGUGUCCGCCCGGCUGGCAAUGCCUCCUUCAGCAAGAGGAUCCAGAAGAGCAUCUCCCAGAAAAAGCUGAAGCUGGAUACUGACAAAAGCGUAGGACACCUGUAUAUAUGUGAUUUCCACAAGAACUUCAUUCAGAGUGUUCGAAACAAAAGAAAGAGGAAGACCAGUGAUGAUGGGGGAGACUCUCCAGAGCAUGAGAUUGAUGUCCCAGAGGUCGACUUGUUUCAACUUCAGGUAAACACACUGCGUCGUUAUAAAAGGCAUUACAAGUUGCAAACCAGACCUGGCCUGAAUAAAGCUCAGCUGGCAGAAACUGUCAGCCGCCACUUCAGGAACAUCCCAGUGAAUGAGAAAGAGACACUUGCAUACUUCAUAUACAUGGUAAAGAGUAACAAGAGUAGGUUGGAUCAGAAGUCAGAAAGUAGCAAACUUGAAUGAAGAUCAGGCAGGUUUUGGACACAAUCAUAUGUGAAUUUGAAGAAGUAUCAGGUGCAUUAUGAAUACAAAAAAGUUAACAUUUUUGUAAAUUAAAGUGCAAACUAGAAAUUAUACAGAAAACCUUUGGCCCAGAAUAUUCGAAUACAUGAAUAUAUGUGAUGAUUCCAGAAUUUUCAAAGCCUAAUACUUGACUGAAGGGAUGGCGAUCACAGGAAAAAUCAAGAAGUCAAAUAUAAUGCUUGUCCACAGGAUUAAAAUUAAUCUCUUGAUUAUAAGUCACAUGUGAUAUGAAUUCAACAUUCUUGAACUGGAUCAUACCAUAUCCAAUAGGGCUCUAAGACUUACUUGCUCCAGGUCAGGCAUGACACUGGAAUUUUGAUUCAAAAAUCUUGGUCUGGGGUUCCUGUUUUUAAGUGUGGUCACCACUUGUAUUCAAUACAGGAUUACUUGCUUUGAGGCAAAAUAUGUAUGGGUGCUAGAAGUUUUUAAACCACGCCUUUUUGUAUGUAUAUGGUCUUGAUAGAAUACUAAAACUGUCCAACUCUGCUUAUUUGCUACUAGGACUUCUAUUUUGUGAAUUUACAAAAGUUAAAAUGUUAAAUGUU
Lacerta agilis (Sand lizard) is the source of this 1251-nucleotide messenger RNA. RefSeq names its product SAP30 like (gene SAP30L). The record is from RefSeq and is a predicted model, not a curated record. Gene Ontology annotation, biological process: regulation of DNA-templated transcription. The transcript has 4 exons. Lineage: Eukaryota; Metazoa; Chordata; Lepidosauria; Squamata; Lacertidae. The coding region runs from base 113 to 646 and encodes 177 amino acids. Gene Ontology annotation, cellular component: histone deacetylase complex. Gene Ontology annotation, molecular function: protein binding; transcription coregulator activity.